This is a messenger RNA of Staurois parvus, 307 nucleotides long. The record is from the annotation of a GenBank genome assembly. Lineage: Eukaryota; Metazoa; Chordata; Amphibia; Anura; Ranidae.
GUUGGGCAGUGAAUGGGGGAAGUACGGGUGCUGCAGAAUUUGUGGGCUGCCAAUCGGGAUCUGUAUGCACAUCUGGAAGGAUACUAGGGGCUCUACAGGCCUGUGUGCAAAUUCUUGGUUGCGGGACAAUAUUUGUUCCCACCAUCGCACCAGCUUGUACUGCACUUAUGGGACUGGCCACGUUGCCAAGUCAUACUGCAGUGCUGGUAUGUGAAAGACCAGGAUGUACUAGACCGCUGGUGCUCACCAGUUCACCAAAUUGUAGCGCGGCACUAGUACUGGCACUCUGCUGCAUAUGAGAGUCAUC